AUGUUUGAAUUUUACAAAAGAUAUGCUUACGAUAUAGGUUUUCCAGUGAGAAAAAGGAACUCAAAAAAGGACGACGACGGAAUAUUGAGAUAUAUUACAUUUGUUUGUAGUCGUGAAGGGAAAAGACGUAGAAAUACAAGCAGUACUUUGAAGCCGCAACCAACCAUUCAGAGUGGGUGUAACGCCAGGAUCACCGCAUCUUCAAAUAUCUACGGGGUAUGGAGAAUCAACACAGUACACCUUGAGCACAAUCAUAAAACAAGUCCUUCGAAAUCCAGGCUAUAUCGAUAUAACCGAGAAUUGAGCGCACAUGUUAAACGACGGCUUGAAGUAAAUGACAUUGCUGGAAUUCCACUGCACAAAAGUUACAACUCUACUGUCGUUGAAGCUGGUGGAUACGAGAAUAUGACUUGCAUUGAAAAGGAUUGCCAAAAUUAUGUCGAACAAAUUCGACAUCUAAGACUUGGAGAAGGAGACGCCGUAGCAAUACAAUCAUAUAUCUCGAAAAUGCAAGCGCAGUGUUCAGGUUUUUACUUCAGUAUGGAUUUGGAUGAAGAGUUGCGACUAAAGAAUGUUUUCUGGACAGAUAAUCGGAGUAGACAAGCAUAUAAGGAGUUCGGGGAUGUUGUCACAAUUGACACCACGUACCUCACAAAUAAUUAUGACAUGCCUUUUGCCCCUUUUGUUGGUGUGAACCAUCAUGGACAAUCAACUCUCCUAGGAUGUGGUUUAUUAUCAAACGAGGAUACAGAUACAUUUGUUUGGCUAUUUAGGACAUGGUUGGAAUGCAUGCACACCCAAGCUCCGAAUGGGAUAAUUACAGAUCAAGCUAGAGCUAUGCAAAAUGUAAUUACGAUAGUGUUCCCAAACACAAAACAUCGAUGGUGUUUGUGGCAUAUUUUGAAAAAGUUGCCGGAAAAGUUUGGAUAUCACGUGGACAAGGGUUCAAUAUUUGCUACUAUACACGCGUUGGUAUAUGAUUGUCAGUUUAUUGAAGAAUUUGAUAGAGGCUGGAUAGAGAUGAUCGAAAAGUAUAAUUUGUAUGAUAAUGAAUGGUUGGCUGGUCUAUACGACAACAAGGAACGUUGGGUUCCUUGGUUUUUGAAAACCACAUUUUGGGCAACGUUCCUUGUUUUUUGA
Messenger RNA from Olea europaea var. sylvestris, 1140 nucleotides. Its product is annotated as protein FAR1-RELATED SEQUENCE 5-like. The coding region runs from base 1 to 1140 and encodes 379 amino acids. NCBI's taxonomy places the organism in Eukaryota, Viridiplantae, Streptophyta, Magnoliopsida, Lamiales, Oleaceae. The transcript has a single exon. The record is from RefSeq and is a predicted model, not a curated record.